Molecule: messenger RNA, 2741 nt
Organism: Sciurus carolinensis (gray squirrel)
Lineage: Eukaryota; Metazoa; Chordata; Mammalia; Rodentia; Sciuridae
Gene: Fbxo22
Product: F-box protein 22
Exons: 7
Coding region: 113-1327 (404 amino acids)
Biological process (GO): positive regulation of proteasomal ubiquitin-dependent protein catabolic process; regulation of skeletal muscle fiber development; protein polyubiquitination
Molecular function (GO): protein binding
Source: RefSeq, a predicted model, not a curated record
GCCGGAAGUGGCGCGGGCGCCUGCGCAGUGUGCACUUACCGUGAGAUCGUACACCGGCCUAUCCAGGUGCUUCCGAGCCGCCGUAGUGCUUGUGCGGGCGGGUUGGCGAGGAAUGGAGCCGGUGGGCGGCGGUGGCGACCGCUGCGGCUCCUCCUCCACAGACCCACGGAGCACCUUCGUGUUGAGUAACCUAGCGGAGGUGGUCGAGCGUGUGCUCACCUUCCUGCCCGCCAAGGCGUUGCUGCGGGUGGCUGGUGUAUGCCGCUUGUGGAGGGAGUGUGUUCGCAGAGUGUUGCGAACCCAUCGAAGUGUGACCUGGAUCUCUGCGGGCCUGGCGGAGGCCAGCCACCUGGAGGGGCAUUGCUUGGUCCGCGUGGUAGCAGAGGAGCUUGAGAAUGUUCGUAUUUUACCACAGACCGUUCUCUACAUGGCUGAUUCAGAAACGUUCAUUAGUCUAGAAGAGUGUCGAGGCCAUAAGAGAGCAAGGAAAAGAACUACUAUGGAAACUGCAUUGGCACUUGAGAAGCUUUUCCCAAAACAAUGCCAAGUCCUUGGGAUUGUGGCCCCAGGAAUUGUAGUAACUCCAAUGGGAUCAGGUAGCAAUCGACCUCAGGAAAUAGAAAUUGGAGAAUCUGGUUUUGCUCUAUUAUUUCCUCAAAUUGAAGGAAUAAAAAUACAGCCCUUUCAUUUUACUAAAGAUCCAAAGAAUUUAACACUGGAAAGACAUCAACUUACUGAAGUAGGUCUUCUAGAUAACCCUGAGCUUCGUGUGGUCCUCGUCUUUGGCUAUAAUUGCUGCAAGGUGGGAGCCAGUAAUUACCUGCAAAGAGUAGUCAGCACUUUCAGUGAUAUGAAUAUCGUCUUGGCUGGAGGCCAGGUGGACAACCUGUCAUCACUUACUUCUGAAAAGAACCCACUGGAUAUUGAUGCCACAGGCGUGGCUGGACUGUCAUUUAGUGGGCACCGAAUCCAGAGUGCCACAGUGCUCCUUAAUGAGGAUGUCAAUGACGAGAAGACUGCUGAGGCGGCCAUGCAGCGCCUCAAAGCAGCCAACAUUCCAGAACAGAAUACCAUUGGCUUCAUGUUUGCAUGUGUUGGCAGGGGCUUUCAGUAUUAUAGAGCCAAAGGGAAUGUUGAGGCUGAUGCAUUUAGGAAGUUUUUUCCUAGUGUUCCCUUGUUUGGCUUCUUUGGAAAUGGAGAAAUUGGAUGUGACCGGAUAGUCACUGGGAACUUUAUAUUGAGAAAAUGUAACGAGGUAAAGGAUGAUGAUCUGUUUCACAGUUAUACAACAAUAAUGGCACUCAUUCAUCUGGGGUCAUCUAAAUAAAGCCAUCUUUAAAGUGGCUUUCACAGUAUUCAAAGUAUAUGACUUUGGGGUUCUGCCUUUUCCAGAAAAUGGAAACUUGGGAUAUAUGUAUUGCAAAAAAAGAUAAUUUUAGCUUUAUCUGUUCUGUGGCUUUGAUCAAUGAUGCUCUGAGAUCACAUUGGGGUAGUUUUAAAUAUAUUAAAUGAAGGACAAGUUUGUACACAACACACACCAGGAGAUGAAAGCUUUGCAUCGAGUAUAAGCAAAGAAGUUGCGGCCAUGUUCGCUUGUUGCAGCUGCUGUAUAAGGUGACUUUCAAGUCUUCCUGCAAGGGAAGAUCAAAAGGGGAUUCACCAGUAAGAUGAAGAUUUAAGGCAUUCUGCAUCUACCUCUUUGUAUUGGUAAAGGACCUUUGAGUAGAAUCGGGAAGACAUUUUUUUCUCUCAAUAUCAGAAAAAUGAAAUGGUUUGAGAAAUCUUUUUUUCCAAUUUUACCAGUUUUUUUUCCCCCAGAAGCUGUAACAAUAUUAUUACUUUUUUACUUAGGAUAAAAAUUUAACUGGUUUUAUUUAGAUACUCAAAGCUGCUCAGAUAAAUUGCUGAGACUUUUAUAAGUAAAACUAUUUUCCUUAAUAAAUCCCAAGAGAAGAAAUUUUUCUCAUGUAGUUUCAUGUAGCUAAUUGGCAGACCAGAAAAUUCUAUCACCUUAUUUUGGUUUCAUAGCAAUAAAACAUACCUUACAGAUUCAUUCAGAUACUCUCUAUUUCAUUGCUUUGAUGAGUGAACAAAGGAUGUAAACUAACCCUUUGUAAAUGAAAACCUGGAAUAGUAGGUAUUUGCUAGCUGGUCAGUCCUGUCAUUCAAGUUUGAAUUUCUGACACAUAUUUGAGAGGGGCAGAAAAUACCAGUAUCUCCUGAAUAUCCAUUCUUACCUUUUAUUCUUUCACAGUGAUAGAAACAUUUUAGGCACAUGCCUCCCAGAACAAAGACUACAUUUCUCAGUGUCCCUUGUAGAUAUGACUAUUUUUGCUGAGGGAACAUCAGGGGAAAUGAUAUAUGUCUUUUAAAAUGGAAUGACCAUUUUUCUGCCUUUUCUCCAUCUUGUUUGGAAUAUGGAUCUGGUCAUGAGUCAUUUUGGAUGCUGCCAAGGAGGUAAUACCCCAUUGUGGAAGAAAACCAUGCAAGGAUUCUGGGUCCCUGUACAUCUUUGUUGAAGCACCUCCAUAAAAGACCUGGACCACCUGUCUUCAAACUGUUUUAUGAGAUAGAGAUAGAAAUAAACAUGAGCUUGCUUAAGCAAACCUCCUCCUCCACCCCUAGGGCUUUGUUGUAGAGAUCUCCUUGUAAAGUGAGAUAAAUGACGUGUGACAUUUUUGUAACGAUUAGGGGUUUAAUAGGACAGUAGAAGACUUGGAAUAUAAGUAAAAUCAAAUGUA